This is a messenger RNA of Octodon degus (degu), 3962 nucleotides long. It is a transcript of the gene Mocos, whose product is annotated as molybdenum cofactor sulfurase. Gene Ontology annotation, biological process: Mo-molybdopterin cofactor biosynthetic process. Bases 619 to 2742 code for a protein of 707 amino acids. NCBI's taxonomy places the organism in Eukaryota, Metazoa, Chordata, Mammalia, Rodentia, Octodontidae. The transcript is spliced from 11 exons. Gene Ontology annotation, molecular function: molybdenum ion binding; molybdenum cofactor sulfurtransferase activity; pyridoxal phosphate binding. The record is from RefSeq and is a predicted model, not a curated record.
UGCCCACGCUGCUCGCCGGUGCUUUUAGUCUGCUCCGGCUCGUGGGACGCAGUGGGGCCGGAGAUGCGGCUCUCCCGCCUCAGGCGUUCAGGGCGCUGCAGGGAGGGAGGAGCCAGGGGCGCCCUCGCCCUGCGGGUCUGGGCACUUCCCAGUCCGACGAGCGCAGUCGCUUGGUCUCCCACGGAUUGCUUUCCCAUCCUCAGAGCCUACGCUUUCUCAGAAACCCGAAGGCUUGACCCGCGGAGCCGCCGCCCGUCGUUCAGCUGCAGCCCAGUGGCUGAGAACCCAGGCGCUCGCAGAGCAGGAAAAGACCCCGGUACUCUCCACUGGCACUUCCGUGACAACAGGCUAGGACGUCGUCGUGUGUGUGUCGGAGGCCUGUCUGUGGGCUCCACUGGGAGUUUGUUCAAAGACAACAAACGCGCGCGUUCGAGUCCCGUCCCCGGUACGAAGGGCUGGAAAGAAGCGAAACCAGUGACUCAGCGCGUCCCGAACGAGCUAGGCGCCGCCCCGGGCCGCCGGUGCCACAAGGAGGCGCACCCCGGGCGGAGUCGCCGAGGUCGGCCUAGCUGACGUUCAGACCCGCCGGCUGGACGGCAGCGUGGGCAGGCGUGGGCCAUGGCCGGCGGGGCGGCGGGUCUGGGGGCCGAGCUCCUGGCCUUUGCGCAGGGCUGGGACCCGGGCGCAUCGUCCCUCGCCCACGGCUACAGCCUGCAAGAGCUCCGCGAGAGCGAGUUCCGCCGCUUGGCAGGAACGGUCUACCUUGAUCAUGCUGGAGCCACCUUGUUCCCACAAAGCCAACUCACAAACUUUACUAAGGAUCUCAUGGAAAAUGUUUAUGGUAACCCUCACAGCCAGAACAUCACGAGCAAGCUCACCCAUGACACCGUGGAGCAGGUGCGUUACAGGGUUCUGGCGCACUUUCACACCACACCCGAGGACUAUAGCUUGGUUUUCACAUCCGGAAGCACAGCGGCCCUCAAACUGGUGUCAGAGGCCUUUCCGUGGGUGUCCCGAGGCUCAGAGAACAGCGAGAGUCAGUUCUGUUACCUCACCGACAACCACACCUCCGUAGUAGGCAUGAGGAAGAUCGCCAAGGCCAUGAACGUCACCUCCACCCCAGUCAGCCCAGAGGACAUGUGGUUAGCAGAGGAAAGGGGCGCUGUGACCUCUGACCCUGACUGCCAGCUUCCACACCUCUUCUGUUACCCGGCUCAAAGUAACUUUUCAGGAAACAGAUAUCCCCUCUCCUGGAUAGAGGAGGUCAAGUCCGGGCGGCUGCGCCCCGUGAACGUGCCUGGGAAAUGGUUCGUGCUACUGGAUGCAGCCUCCUAUGUGAGCACUUCGCCUUUGGACCUCUCCGCUCACCAGGCAGACUUUGUCCCCAUCUCCUUCUAUAAGAUCUUCGGGUUCCCCACUGGCUUGGGCGCUCUGCUGAUCAACAAUCGUGUGGCUCCCCUACUGAGGAAAAGCUACUUUGGAGGAGGGACUGCCGCUGCCUACCUUGCAGGAGAAGACUUCUACAUCCCGAGGCCGUCAGUGGCUGAAAGGUUUGAAGACGGCACCAUCUCAUACCUUGACGUGAUAGCAUUAAAGCAUGGAUUUGAUGCCCUGGAGCGCCUCACAGGUGGCAUGGAGAAUAUUUCGCAGCACACCUUCCUGCUGGCUCGGUACACGCACACCGCCCUGUCCUCUCUCUGCUACCCGAACGGAGCCCCUGUGGUGCAGAUUUACAGUGACUCUGAGUUCAGCAGCCCUGAUGUUCAGGGUCCGAUCAUCAACUUUAAUGUGCUGGAUGACAGCGGGAACGUCAUUGGUUAUUCUGAGGUGGACAAGAUGGCCAGCCUGUACAACAUCCACCUGCGAACCGGCUGCUUCUGCAACACGGGGGCCUGCCAGAGGCAUCUGGGCAUCAGCAACGAGAUGGUCAAGAGGCAUCUUGAGGCUGGUCACGUCUGUGGAGACAAUGUUGACCUCAUAGAUGGGCAGCCCACGGGCUCCGUGAGGAUUUCCUUUGGGUACAUGUCUACAUUUGAGGACGCCCAGGCAUUUCUCAGGUUCAUCAUAGCCACUCGCCUGCACUCACCGUGUGGCCAGCCUGUCCCUCGGGCCAGCACUGAGGAGGCUGGAGCUCCAGCAGCAGAGAAGGUGCAGGACACACCCACAGUCACCAGGAGAGACUGUGUCUCACCUCAGGAAGGCGCCUGCAUGGUUUCUGGGUUUUGGAACAGCUCCAGCUCCACUGUGAGCACCCAGGCUUUGUGCCCUGCUGUGAGCGAGGUGGUCAGUGCUGAGCAGACUCCAGCAGAGAGAGCUGCAGGCAUCCUGCCUGGGGACCUUGUGCCGCACGUUGUCACCAACCUUUAUCUCUACCCCAUCAAAUCCUGUGCUGCCUUUGAGGUGACCACGUGGCCCAUAGGGAGCCAAGGUCUGCUGUAUGACCGGAGCUGGAUGGUUGUGAACCACAACGGUAUUUGCUUGAGUCAGAAGCAGGAGCCAAGGCUCUGUCUCAUCCAGCCCUUCAUCAACCUGCAGCAGAGGAUUAUGGUCAUCAAAGCCAAAGGGAUGGAGCCCAUAGAAGUGCCUCUCGAGGAAGACAGUGAACAGCUUCAGAUUUGCCAAAGCAAAGUCUGUACAGACAGCUCUCCCCAGAAUUCCUGUGUUCUCCCUGCAGAGCCUGGAACAGAGCUGGGUGCAGAGUAUGGAGUGAGAGCUCAAAGUGAAUCAGGGGGAACAGUUUAGAGGCCGCUGCAGCAGCUCAGAGGAGCCCUAUGGUGAGGGAAGAGACCGAGUUCUUAUUUGGUAAAGCCUGGCAUGUGGAUGUUCAGUAGCUGGAAGGGGUAGGGUCUAAGUGGGAAGCCUGCCUAAACGCCUGAGUUGGCAACAUGGGUGAAAGGAGGCGGAUGCUUAGACCAGAGUCAGAGAGAAUCAGGUAGGCCUCAGAUGUAUAGUCUGAAAAUACCCCACCUAAACUGGCUGCUGGAUGGAUGAGGCUGACAGGUGCAUCAAAGCAUCCCUCAGGUUACUAAAGUGGAGCAUUCAGUGGCAGCCCAUAAGUGACAUCCUAGAGAGCUGUGCAGUAUUACCUAGCAUGCAUGGUCGAUGAUAAAUUAUCUGCCCAAAUCUAGGAAAUGUGAAAUGGGGUUGAAUGUAAUGGCUUUUUUAGUUUAUGGUUCAAUGGCACAUGGUAAUCAUUCUGUUACUGAGUACAUCAAGUGUCCAUGUUCUUUGUAUUCUAAAUCUGACCUGCACCUGAAAUUGUGGAAUAGCAGAGUUUAUCAUCAUGGGAAACCUGUCACAUCUAGUACCAACUGAAUUCCCUCCAAUGCUACAGCAGCUACCUUAUUUCUAUGUACCAAAAAGGUUUAAAGAUAGAAAUUGUCAUUAGUUACUGCAGUGAAGUCGGUAGUGGGUAGGGUGCAUUUGGUUGUUGAUGUUACUCCACGUAUCAAAUGCGUUUCCAUUUCUAUCUCCGCUGCUGUGAACAUACACAAUCUUAUACCUUAUACUCAGACAUUACAGCUAUAUCCAAAUUGGAUCUGGUGAUGGAUGCCCCUGGGCAGAGGAUCCCUCUGGGGCUCUGAAGGGCUACACCCCCACAAAAGGGUGUGAAGAUGCUGGUAAUGACUGGGCCAACACAACUGAAGGUCACAGGCACUGAUUUCCAACCUGAAGGCUGAGAACUGAGCACAUACUCUAGAUUUUUGCAGGCACUGUCACCAACUUAACUGUUUUUGCCAGUUUAAACAUUACUUGCAGCACAUUUUCCAUAAGGGCAAUGAAUUUGGGGCAACGUUUUUGUCACAUGGCUACUACUCACCUUCCAAUAGAAGUGUAGCCCUUGAGGGAGACCAGCAGUUAUUUAUCUGGCUCAGCAGCAGUUGUUCUUUCCCCUUUGCUGUACCUGGGAGCAAUGCCGUCUUCUGGUUAAUAAAGCUUUUCUGAUGGCUAGGGCCCAGUGU